Chanos chanos (milkfish) is the source of this 2721-nucleotide messenger RNA. It is a transcript of the gene map7d3, whose product is annotated as MAP7 domain containing 3. NCBI's taxonomy places the organism in Eukaryota, Metazoa, Chordata, Actinopteri, Gonorynchiformes, Chanidae. Bases 22 to 2592 code for a protein of 856 amino acids. The record is from RefSeq and is a predicted model, not a curated record. Gene Ontology annotation, cellular component: microtubule cytoskeleton. Gene Ontology annotation, biological process: microtubule cytoskeleton organization. The transcript is spliced from 21 exons.
AGGAGGAAAACUUCGGCAACAAUGGCGGAGGGUGCAACGUCUCUGAAAGGACUGCGAGCACAAAUGGCUGCGCAGGCGCAGGCGCAGGCAGAGGAGCGGCGCAGCCUGGCGGGGAACAGUCCAGGGCCUACAGCCACAACCAGCACAUUGAAGAACCAGGCAAAACCAGUUCUUGAUGGAUCAGCCCUCAGAAUAGACGACAGACUGAGAGUGGCGAAAGAGAGGAGAGAGGAACAGGAAAAACAGCAAGCGGCCCGCGAGUCCCAGAUUCUGGAACGGGAACGCAAGGCGAAGCAGCAAGUGGAGCGGCAGAUGGAGGAGAGACAGAAGAAGUUGGAGGAGCACCGCAGGAAAGAGGAGCAGAGGAGGGCCGCUGUGGAGGAGAAGAGAAAGCAGAAAUUAGAGGAGGAGAAGGAGCACUAUGAGGCCGUGAUGCGACGCACUCUGGAGCGCAGUCAGAGGGUGGAGCAGAGACAGAAGAGGUGGUCUUGGGGAGGUCUCACAGACUCUGACAGCAGAACCGGCGAGAGCGAAGCCACGAGCACCUCCUCCCCGGUCGCUAUAGUAAUCUCCCCAGCCUCUCCAGUUUCCAAGCCUCCCAGAAGUCAUACACAACAAGUCGAUAAGCGUUCCACCUCCACGAUGAACCUGAAACAGCAGGCCGACUCGGUCAUCAACAAACGUCUGUCCUCGUCCUCCGCCACACUCCUCAACUCCCCUGACAAAAGUGCUAAACGGAGGAGUUCGUCUUUGAACCGGUUGCCUAGCAAUGCCUCUCAGCCAUCUAAGGAAGCGCAAAAGCAGCCUCAGGUGGAACAGACAGGCCCCGCUCUGAAGAAAAGGAGCUCUUCGCUGUCACGAGUAGGGAGUAAUGCCCGGUCCAACCCGGCCAAAGUAGAAAAAAGCACGCCGGAAAAACCAGCUCGUCGUCCCUUGGCCAGCCCAGUGGACCUCAGUCGCCUCCUCACACCUACCCAGGCCUCACUAGCUAGGAGCAAGAGUGCUGCAGCCCUGUCCGCUGAAGGAGCAGAUGGCCCAGAGUCUCACCUGUGUCCUCGCUCAGCCUCGGCCAGCCCCCUGACCCCCCCGACCCGCGGACCCCUGCGCAGCCGCAGCACCGACCGCCAGAAAGGCCCCCCCACCUCCGUCUCCGCCGACGGCAUCUCGGACAUGGCCCAGAAGAGUGAAAAGGACAAACGCUUUACAUCCCCAGGAGGGAAACGCCCUCCCUCACCCUCCAAUGUACCUGGCCGUCACCGCUCCCCGUCUCCUGCCCCUCUGUCCGCCAGCAAAAGAGCCCCCUCUCCAGGAGCUAACAAGCAAAGUCCACGUAAUCGCCCUCCUUCCCCUAACGCAACGAAACAGCGGCCUCCGUCCCCACAGCCCACACCUACCUCCAAACCUCCGCCCAUCCAGAAGCCGGCCCUCACGCCCACCGGCCCCCCUACCUUGCGCAAAAGAGAUUCCAAACCAAAGGACAUGUCCCCCAUGCAACCAGUCAUCCCCCAGUCUCCUGACAGCAGCACCCCCAGCCCAGCCCCCAGUGCCAAGACCAAAGAAGAUUCCAGCUCCAAAGCCACAGCGGGCACUAACUCUGCUGCAGAGGCCGCCAAGAUCCUGGCUGAGAACCGACGGCUGGCGCGUGAGCAGAAAGAGAGAGAGGAGCAGCUCAGGAUACAGAGAGAAGAGGAGGAGAGGAUAAGAAAGGAGGAGGAGAGACGUCAGGCGGAAGAGGAACGAGUGAGGCGUCAGGAGGAGGAGAGGAGGAUGGCAGAGGAGAGGAAGAAAGAAGAGGAGGAACAGGCUCGUAAAUCAGAGGAGGAGAGACAGAGGUUGGAGCUGGAGGAGCAGCAGAGACAAGCAGAGCUACAGAGAGAGCGUGAGGAGGCAGAGGCAAAGGCCCAGGAGGAGGCAGAGAAGCAGCGUCAGGAGAGAGAACGGAUCAUGCAGCAGAAUCAGCAGGAACGUAUGGAGAGAAAGAAGAGAAUUGAAGAAAUUAUGAAGAGAACUAGGAAAACAGACCAAAAUGACUUGAAGGCAAAUGAAGAGAAAAACAUGCCAGAUGAGAAUGGAGAGGAAGGAGAAGACCAGAUAAACUGUGACAGCAUGGAGGACAGGCCCGUGAUGAUGAGCGAAGGCACUGAGGACAGAGACCAGUCCAGCACGGGUGAACGGGACGGGUCACCAACCUUAACGCUCUCAGAGAGGGAACAACCACUGGGCAGUGUAAACGGACAAACUCCAGAGGAGGACAAGGAGAACAACAAUGGACCGGCUGCAGACGAACACCCGGAAGUCAGUAGUCCUGCACCAAAGGGGCGUCUGGUGGAGGGCUCGGAGUUUGUGAAUGAGGACUCUAAGGUGGAGCAGAUGCCCGGCGUGAACGGCAAAGCCGGGCCGUGGAGCUUUGAGGAGCUAAUUGACCUUGGGGUCCACGCCAAAGGUCGGCCCCUCAUGCAGACAGACGGCUGUAAUCAAGGACUGACCGACUGUGAGGGGCCAGAAGGCCCCAGGGUGGCCUUUGAAGAUAAACCUGCUCCUGUGAACUCCCUGCAUCCCAGUCAACCCAUUGAAGCCCUAACUGAGAUGUGAGAGUCUGGUUCCUGUCGAGGACCGAGGAUAAUUGCACUCCAUAAAUCCUGUCCAGCUGAGCUCCAGAUGUGCUGACUUCAUCUGGACAGCCAGGCAAACCCAGGGGAGGGGCACAGAGCAAGGCAUAGA